GAACCCGCAUUCAUUCAUUUGUGCAUCAAAGACACAUCUGCACUUAGAAAUAUGAGCUACGAAACUUCUCUACAAAGUAAAAGUCAUUUAGUGAGAAAGUUAGCUCUGUCAUCGGCAUACUCAUGUCGAAUAAACUAGUGGAAAUUCCUUCGGAAAAUUGGGAAGAAUUGCGCGACUUGUUUGCCCGGGAUUGGCCGGAGCACUUGUUUGCCUAUGGAGUGAUAAACAAUUAUUGGAACUGGAAGCAGCAAUCCGAAAGUCCAGAUACGAAUUCGGUAGUGAAACUUUUUUCACUAAAUGGAUCAUGGCGUGAGAACGGUACAUUUCUGUUGUUCGAUCAUUUCGAAAUUUACUUCUAUUCGUGUGAUGAAACUGAAAAUUAUGCUAAUUUAACGAAAGCCCUAUCUCUGGUCAGUUGGGAGAACUACCUUGAAGUUAGCAUGGACUUCGUUGAGAAACAUCGUCCUGCACUGGAUCGUGUCAUAUCUUCAAAGAAACUAACUACCGUGAACGAUAAAGUAACAAACUUUUAUCACAUGCCGAAAGAGAUCGCUAGCUCGAUGGAAGUAAAUCUGCCGAAUGGCUAUCACCUGAAUCGUCUCACCAUCAACCAUCUGGACUACAUUUACCACCUGUGGCCGCUGCGAGACAGCAUCAGCAAAACCUCAGGCUAUAAUCUACUGAAACGACUUAUCUUGCUAAACGAUAGCGUUGGGCUUUUCGAUGCAGCUGAUAAGCUAGUUUCAUGGUGUUUACGGGACCAAACGGGAGCCUUUUCGGAUUUGCAGACAUGUCAAGAAAAUCUGCGGCAGGGAUAUGCUCGUGUAGUAGUUAAGGAAUUCGUUCGACGAUUGGCAGCCGAUGGAGAUGACUCUUAUGCGUUCGUUCUUUGUACCAAUGUCAAUUCUUGUAAAUUGUUCGAAUCAAUCGGAUUUGUCAAAAUUGCACAUCUACAUUGGGUUGUAAUACGAAACAAGGAUUAGCAAAUGUCUAAAUCUAGGGUAUAUGUUCUAUUAUUUAACAUGCUUCUAUAUCAAUACUAUUCGCAAAACUGGCAAUUUAGGCUCACUGUUGAAAAAAAUCACAAAAAUGAGAAAUAAAACAAUUGGCGCACCAA
This is a messenger RNA of Armigeres subalbatus, 1117 nucleotides long. RefSeq lists its product as uncharacterized. Bases 123 to 983 code for a protein of 286 amino acids. Gene Ontology annotation, molecular function: acyltransferase activity, transferring groups other than amino-acyl groups. Lineage: Eukaryota; Metazoa; Arthropoda; Insecta; Diptera; Culicidae. The transcript has 3 exons. The record is from RefSeq and is a predicted model, not a curated record.